AUGGCGAGGCUGCGGGAUUGCCUCCCCCGCCUGAUGGUCACGAUCCGGUCCCUGCUCUUCUGGUCCCUGGUCUACUGCUACUGCGGGCUCUGCGCUUCCGUCUACCUGCUCAAACUUUUGUGGAGCAUCGGCAAGGGACCCACGCAGACCUUCCGGAGGGUCGCCCGGGAACACCCUCCAGCGUGCUUGAACGACCCCUCUUUGGGUACCCACUGCUACGUGCGGAUCAAGGAUUCGGGGUUAAGAUUUCAUUAUGUUGCCGCUGGAGAAAGAGGCAAACCACUUAUGCUGCUGCUUCAUGGAUUUCCAGAAUUCUGGUAUUCUUGGCGUCACCAACUAAGGGAAUUUAAAAGUGAAUAUAGAGUUGUAGCGUUGGACUUGAGAGGCUAUGGAGAAACAGAUGCUCCCAUUCACCGAGAGAACUAUAAAUUGGACUGUCUAAUUACAGAUAUAAAGGAUAUUUUAGACUCUUUAGGGUAUAGCAAAUGUGUUCUGAUUGGCCAUGACUGGGGAGGCAUGAUUGCUUGGCUAAUUGCCAUCUGUUAUCCUGAAAUGGUGAUGAAGCUUAUUGUUAUUAACUUCCCUCAUCCAAAUGUAUUUACAGAAUAUAUUUUACGACACCCUGCCCAGCUGUUCAAAUCCAGCUAUUAUUAUUUCUUCCAAAUACCAUGGUUCCCAGAAUUUAUGUUUUCCAUAAAUGAUUUCAAGGCUUUGAAACAUCUGUUUACUAGUCACAGCACUGGCAUUGGAAGGAAAGGAUGUCGAUUAACAGCAGAAGAUCUUGAAGCUUAUAUUUAUGUUUUUUCUCAGCCUGGAGCAUUAAGUGGUCCAAUUAACCAUUACCGAAAUAUCUUCAGCUGCCUGCCUCUCAAACAUCACAUGGUGAUCACUCCAACACUACUACUGUGGGGAGAGAAAGACGCAUUUAUGGAGGCUGAGAUGGCUGAAGGCACAAAGAUUUACGUUAAGAACUAUUUCAGGCUAACUAUUUUGUCAGAAGCCAGUCACGGGCUCCAGCAAGAACAACCUGACAUAGUGAACAAAUUGAUAUGGACAUUUCUAAAAGAAGAAACAAGGCGAAAAGACUGGCUUUUUCUGUGA
Molecule: messenger RNA, 1101 nt
Organism: Mesoplodon densirostris (Blainville's beaked whale)
Lineage: Eukaryota; Metazoa; Chordata; Mammalia; Artiodactyla; Ziphiidae
Gene: EPHX4
Product: epoxide hydrolase 4
Exons: 7
Coding region: 1-1101 (366 amino acids)
Molecular function (GO): hydrolase activity
Source: RefSeq, a predicted model, not a curated record